This is a messenger RNA of Verticillium nonalfalfae, 831 nucleotides long. RefSeq names its product aprataxin-like protein (gene HNT3). NCBI's taxonomy places the organism in Eukaryota, Fungi, Ascomycota, Sordariomycetes, Glomerellales, Plectosphaerellaceae. The coding region runs from base 1 to 831 and encodes 276 amino acids. The record is from RefSeq and is a predicted model, not a curated record. The transcript is spliced from 2 exons. Gene Ontology annotation, molecular function: mismatched DNA binding; single-stranded DNA binding; single-strand break-containing DNA binding. Gene Ontology annotation, biological process: single strand break repair; double-strand break repair. Gene Ontology annotation, cellular component: nucleus.
AUGGACAAGCUCCAGCAGGCUUCCAACGAAACAAUGACGCGCGACGAGCUCGUGAGCUCAGCAUCAACACAAAAGCAGCGCAAUGCUUUCUCCGAGCUGAUGGCACCGAAGCCCAAGCGAGCAAAACCCUCCCCUGCCGAACGUCCCCGAGCACCACAUCUCGACAGGUUUCGCGACAACCUCGGCGCCUACAUUGACAACCCGGCCUCUUUUCCUGCGUCCCAGGUCAUCUACUACGAUGAUGACUUUGUCGCGGUCCAUGACCUAUACCCCAAAGCGACGGUGCACGCUCUACUCCUUCCACGAUCCCCGCAGCACAGUCUCCUCCACCCCUUUGAAGCCUUUGAGGACGCAGACUUUCUGGCUUCCGUGCGGAAGGCGGUGCGUAAACUCGAAGCCCUCGUUGCGAAAGAACUCCAGCGCAAACUCGGACACGAGAGCAAGGCCGACGCCAGGCGCGAGGCCGUGCUCAACGGCCAUGUCGAGGUCGACGGCGACGAGCUGCCGCCAGGUCGAAACUGGGCGCUCGAGGUCAGGACGGGGAUCCAUGCACAUCCGAGCAUGAACCAUCUGCACAUCCACGUCUUCAGCAGGGACAUGCAUUCCAAGUGUGUCAAGCAUCGCAAACACUACAACUCGUUCAACACGCCCUUCCUCGUCGACGUGGCAGAUUUCCCACUGGCAAAGGAUGACCCGAGACGGCACCCAGGCCACGAAGGAUACCUGAAGAAGGACUUUAUGUGCUGGCGCUGCCACAAGAGCUACAAGAACCAGUUUCAGCAGCUCAAGGCGCACCUGGAAGUAGAGUUUGAUGAGUGGAAGAGGGAAUGA